AUGCCUUACUAUGUAUUGACUGAGGGUGUGAUGCUUUACUAUGUAUUGACUGAUGGUGUGAAGCUUUACUAUAUAUUGACUGAUGGUGUGAUGCCUUACUAUGUGUUGACUGGUGGUGUGAUGCCUUACUAUGUGUUGACUGAUAGUUUGAUGCCUUACUAUGUAUUGACUGAGAGUGUGAUGCCUUACUAUGUGUUGACUGCUAGUGUGAUGCCUUACUUUGUGAUGACUGAGUGUGUGAUGCCUUACAAUGUGUGGACUGAGGGUGUGAUGCCUUACUAUGUGUUGACUGAGAGUGUGAUGCCUUACUAUGUGUUGACUGAUAGUGUGAUGCCUUACUUUGUGAUGACUGAGGGUGUGAUGCCUUACAAUGUGUGGUCUGAGAUUUUGAUGCCUUACAAUGUGUGGACUGAGAGUGUGAUAACUUACUAUGUGUUGACUGAUAGUUUGAUGCCUUACUAUGUAUUGACUGAGAGUGUGAUGCCUUACUAUGUGUUGACUGAUAGUGUGAUGCCUUACUAUGUGUUUACUGAUAGUGUGAUACCUUACUAUGUGUUGACUGAUAGUUUGAUGCCUUACUAUGUAUUGACUGAGAGUGUGAUGCCUUACUAUGUGUUGACUGAGGGUGUGAUGCCUUACAAUGUGUUGACUGAGAGUGUGAUGCCUUACAAUCUGUGGACUGAGGAUGUGAUGCCUUACUAUGUGUUGACUGAGGAUGUGAUGCCUUGCAAUGAGUUGACUGAUAUUUUGAUGCUUUACUAUGUAUUGACUGAGAGUGUGAUGCCUUGCUAUGUGUUGACUGAUAGUGUGAUGCCUACCUCUAUCAUGUUCCAUCGCACGACACAGUGA
This is a messenger RNA of Biomphalaria glabrata, 849 nucleotides long. RefSeq lists its product as uncharacterized. Lineage: Eukaryota; Metazoa; Mollusca; Gastropoda; Planorbidae. The coding region runs from base 1 to 849 and encodes 282 amino acids. The transcript has a single exon. The record is from RefSeq and is a predicted model, not a curated record.